CUUCUUUCUGUCCGUCUCUCCACGCUGAAGCUGCAGUGACAAACGGCAGCAUUGUGAACUCUGUGAUCUCACUUCUCUCGCUCAUAUUUCCUCUCGGUCUGUGGGUGUGUGGCAGCGGCUGUGAGGACAGCGAUGGGAUGAGGUAGUUCAGGUUGUCUUGUAGUGUGUUGGCCCCCCCCGCUGAUCUGUGACCGAUGCGGACUAAGGCUCCGACUCACUCGGAGGAUCCACUUGGUGGCUUGAAAAGAGCGUCUGACCAGGAUGCUACGGUGAAACUUGACCAGGAGCGCGCCGAGAUAGUCGCCAAAUAUGACAAGGGAAAAGAGGCCACGGUGGAGCCCUGGGAGGACACCAACUUCCACCUGUAUAAAGUCAUCGACCGCUUUGGCUUUGUUCAUAAGAAUGAACUUCCAUCCUACGACUCGGUGGAGGAGAGACAAAAACACAUGGAGGUGGAGAGGACCACCAAAUGGCUGAAGAUGCUGAAGAGCUGGGACAAAUACAAGAACAGUGAGAAGCUGGCCAGGAGGGUCUAUAAGGGAAUCCCCCUGCAGCUCCGAGGGCAAGUAUGGGGUCUGCUGCUCGACAUACCCAAAAUAAAGGAGGAGAAGAAAGACUUCUACGAGAAACUAAAAGCCAGAGCCAGAGGAGUGUCCCCCGACAUCCGUCAGAUUGACUUGGAUGUGAACCGCACCUACAGGGACCACAUCAUGUUCAUGAAUCGCUACGAUGUCAAGCAGCAAGCUCUCUUCCACGUCCUCACAGCCUACUCCAUGUACAACACUGAGGUGGGCUACUGCCAGGGCAUGAGCCAGAUUACAGCUCUGCUGCUGAUAUACAUGAAUGAAGAGGACGCCUUCUGGGCUCUGGUCAAACUACUGUCUGGGCAGAAGCACGCCAUGCACGGGUUCUUUAUCCCCGGGUUCCCAAAGCUGAUACGUUUCCAGGAUCACCACGACCGCAUCCUCAAGAAGAUGAUGCCCAAACUGAAACAACACCUGGACAACCAAGAGGUGUUAACCAGUCUCUACACCAUGAAGUGGUUUUUCCAGUGUUUCCUGGACAGAACUCCCUUUACCCUGACCCUCAGGAUCUGGGACAUCUACAUCUUGGAGGGAGAACGAGUGCUGCCCACCAUGUCCUACACGAUCCUCAAACUGCACAAGAAGCACCUGAUGAAGCUGUCCAUGGAGGAGCUGGUGGAGUUUCUGCAGGUGACAUUGUCCAAAGAUUUCUUCUUCGAGGACGACUUUGUGGUCGAGCAGCUACAGGCGUCCAUGACGGAGCUCAGGAAGGCAAAGCUGGAGCUGCCUGCUCCAGGUAAAGAAGACGAGUAUCCCAAGAAGCCUCUAGGGCAACUUCCUCCUGAGGUGGCAGCCGCCGCAGUGAACCACGUGGCCAACGGUCAAAGCCACACCGAGCCAGUCGAGGCUACCAGGGAUCCAAGUCCUGUACCAGACCGCAAGCGGGACAGCCGGCCCCCCAGCAGGUCACGCCGGGACUCGCUGGAAAAAUCAAUCCGCCACCACAAGGCUGACAAGAGGGAUGCCCGCUCCCGGGGAUCGGGAAAAAUCCCAAAUGAGCAUCAAAAGCAGUCCACCUCGACCACACCUGAGAGGGGAGCAACACCGCCCUCAGCUCCCACCCCUGCACCACAGCUCAUUACAGGGGAAAGAGGGAAGCCUCAGAGCCACGCCACCGCCAACCAUAACUCCAACGCAGCCUCCAGCUCUCGCAAAGAAAUCACUCCCCGCUGGUUCAAACCCUCAGAGACAAAGCUGGAAGCGGUCAAAGCAGCAGCUGCCCGUGACGUCCAUCUGAGCAGGGGGGUGUCGCCGGCCCCUUCCAGCCCAGAAGACAGUGUAACGCCCCACCGCCGGCCACACUCCAAAGGCUUCAUCCCUGACUCCAACCGCGGCUCCAAUGCCUCCCAGUAUGACAAUGUACCAGGGCUGCCGGAGCAGGAUUUUGAGAUCCUGGAGCUUGACAGACCCCCGUCCAGAAUAAGGAUCCCCCGCAGUGAGACACCCUUCAGUGUAUCGUCCCUCCAUCAGGGCAGCCCCAGUCGCACACCCAGCCUGGCGGGGAGCGUCGCAUCAGGGCCCGGGAUGGCCACACACCCUCUUCCUACUACAUUUUCCCACAACAGUCCAGGAGGGGUCCCGGCCAGCUACCCUGACAGCCAGAGCCGGUACCACACCCCUCCCCAGAAGCACUCCCCAGGCAGAACUACUACCGAAGUCCCUAUCUUCCACCCCUCUUACAGCGUAAGCCUGGACCACAAAGGAGAGGACAGACUCUAUGCUCCCCCCUCCCGAUUAACCCCACCUACUAAUGUGGUGUACGGGGAACGAGCGUACGCCACCACCCAGCGCCAGAGCAACAACCUCUCCCCAGAGAAGGCUCUUAUGAACAACUCCUUUGCUACAUACCGCAGGCAGCCACCACCUAGCUCCUCCCACAACCCCCGAAACGCCAGGCCUCACCUGGAGCAUUCCCUGCAACUGGAAACCCAGGGGAGCUCCACCCCUAUCUACCUGCAACAACUCACCUCCACCGCACAGGUCUACGCUCCGGUGGACUACAGGUUUGAGGGGCCUCGGCGGCCUGUAGACGGGCUCCUGUGGGCUCCGGAGGAUGGGCUGCCCCCUCAAUCCCCAGCUGGGAUGCCACGCUCACCCAGCUUCCAGCGAGCCCAAAUGUCUCCCGUUGAGGAGUUUACUUUCCCCCCCAACCCAGACGGCCUGCUUCUAUACAGGACACAGUUCCAGGAGCAGCAGCCUGUCAUACGGCAACAGCUCCCCCAGCUGUUUGGAGUACCACACUACAGGCACGCACAGGAGGCGUUCGCGAUGCAGGAGUCCAUGCUGCUGUGAUUGGACGAUAGAGAAAUGGCGAGACACUGUAAAAAACAAAAACAAACUGAGGUGUAGUCACUGACACUGUGGUAAAGACAAGCAGUUGCCCUAGCGUUGUGAGGAGCCUGGUUUUGUUUCUGCUCUGUUCUUUGUGUGAAGUACUGACCUUCUGACUGUCACGCUGCAUCGUAAUGUUGCGGGAUGCACCAGCCUUUGAAGUUUUUAUUGAUCACUUUAAAAAGAGGAAUAAAAAAACACUGACUGAAGAUUUUAUUUUAUUUUUUGAUGUAGAGCAUUAACAAGAAGAGACAGUAUAUAUCUUUUAGAGUGCGAUGUGUACAGUGGAUUUUUUGUUAAUAUGAUGUCAGUAGCAGGGGAACAAUCUCCUGAAAAGGGAAAACUCUGAUUCAUUUUCCAUCUUUAUUUUUUUAUGUUACUUGCAGAUAUUUACAUUAGAGAUUGAUUUACUCUAAAUGCUUGUGAAUGUUAUUUUUCAAGGAGAAGAAAUAAUAGUAUGUCCAAUGAUAAAAUUAGAAAUCCAUAAUGAACUUACACUUACGUUUUGAUUUCAAUUUUGCAGCGCGUACAGCAUAGAGAGGGCAGGGUUUGUUGUUUAUUUUCUAGUCUCCUUUCAGUGAUAAUAUUUCUUCCUGAUUAACUAAUGUGCAAUUAAUUUCUCUUUUAUACGUGAAGUAAAGUGCGUUGGUUAUUUACACAUAUUUGAGGCCAGUGAAGUUUUUGGAUUAAAGACUCAAGGAAUAUAGAGCUAAUUUGUGAGGGCUAAUAAUAUAGAUAUAUUGGUUCGGUGGCUUUAAGCCAUCUGAUUUGCUAAGUUACCAUAGAUAACAUGUUUUUUUCUUUCUUGCUGUACUGUAGUUACAUGCAGCCAGAGAUGGAUGUGAACUAUUUUCAGUGCUUCAUUAUGUCUUAUUAUUUUCAACACUGUCAUAUCAACUACUGUUCAGCUGUUGGCACACACUCAGCCACACCCACACUACAUGUCACGAAUGUGUAAGUCACACAUUUCAACAUUUAAUCACAUUCCCUAUUUUUAUUCCUCAUACUCUGGUUUUGAAGCAGUUAUUCUCUAACAGUAUUGCCGUACUGUUCAUUGCAUUCCUUAAGUUAUCUUUGUUUUUUGUUAAACAACUAAUUGCAGACCAUUCUGAUACUUUGCUUAAUAAAAUGAGGUCAGUGAAAAUGA
Etheostoma cragini (Arkansas darter) is the source of this 4062-nucleotide messenger RNA. It is a transcript of the gene usp6nl, whose product is annotated as USP6 N-terminal like. Bases 195 to 2876 code for a protein of 893 amino acids. The transcript has 14 exons. The record is from RefSeq and is a predicted model, not a curated record. NCBI's taxonomy places the organism in Eukaryota, Metazoa, Chordata, Actinopteri, Perciformes, Percidae.